Messenger RNA from Fusarium keratoplasticum, 1809 nucleotides. Its product is annotated as HET domain-containing protein. Bases 1 to 1809 code for a protein of 602 amino acids. NCBI's taxonomy places the organism in Eukaryota, Fungi, Ascomycota, Sordariomycetes, Hypocreales, Nectriaceae. The transcript is spliced from 2 exons. The record is from RefSeq and is a predicted model, not a curated record.
AUGCAGCUGUCCCUGUGGCUGAGGAGAAUCAAACUCGACAUAACCGCUUCCAAUCGCCCGUAUACCCGUUUCUACUCGUCUCUGGCGCAGAGCCAACCUGACUAUGGCAUCAAACGGUCUCGCAUCCCGACGUACGAGUAUCGACCGUUGCUGAACCCAAGAGACACCCGUGUGGCUAUUCUCGAGCCAGCUGAAGCCUUCAAUGAGCCCCUCCGAUUGACCCUGAAGCGAGUCUCGCUUAGCAGCCUUGGUCGGGUUCGUUACGAGGCCUUAUCUUAUGUCUGGGGACCAAUCACAGGUGAUCGACGCGUGUACUGCGAUGGCAAGGUCAUACGCGUCACCCCCAACUGCGAAUCGGCGUUGCGCCAUCUCAGGUUGAAGAAGAAGCCACGGACGCUCUGGAUAGAUGCUCUCUGCAUCAACCAGAGCUCAAAUGCUGAGAAGAGCAGGCAGGUCCCCUUGAUGGGUGACAUCUAUGAGUCCGCAUCACGAGUCCUCAUCUGGCUUGGCCCUGGUAGCAAGGAGAUUGCCUCUGUGUUUCAGAAAGCGACUUUUCUAUACCCAUUCACCUCAUCACCUCUAUAUGCCCUUCGAUCAUUCGGUCCCAGAGUUGGAGACCAAGUUAGAAAAUGGAAUCUUCUUUACUCCGUCUCCAACUGGCUGUGGCACCACUGCUACAUUGGAAGCCGGUCUGAUGCUCAAGUCAUGAGCGUCAUCAGUCGCAACGAAUGGUUCUCUCGCAUGUGGACCAUCCAGGAACACUUGCUCGCAAAGCAGUCCGUUCUCGUCGCUGGACAUGAUUACUGCUCAUGGACUGCGUUUUCCUCUUACUGGAUGUGGAGCUUGACAGCCAUCCGAUCUGUCAAAGAGACUUCUAUGCCAGCUUCGUUACGCAUCGCAACUUGGAUCGCAUUCAAGAAUGCUACAGCAGCUCGGCAGGGGCAAAGCAUAUCAUCGGCACCCUUUGACAUUUUCUCCGGAUUCGUCGAAUGCGCCCGCACCCAUCGAUCAAGAGACCCGCGAGACAAGGUGUACGCUUUCUUGCCACUGAUACAGAAGCUUGAACCUCGAAAAGCUCCGCUUCCCGUCAACUAUUCCCUCUCCCCGUCCCGUGUCUACGAGGAGUUUGCAAGGUAUACGAUCAACAUGUCAGGCUCACUCAAGUACCUCGAAAGCCUGCCGCCCCUUCGGUAUCGAAGUACAAUGCCCUCAUGGGUCAUGGACCUUCAAAUACCCUCCAAGUUCCCUCUGAUGCGAUGGGCUGCCAGCCAACUCGGUGCUAGGGCGACGGGGGACAGUAAAGUUGAUCUUCAUUUGCUGGAGUACUCCGGACCGAAAGAGCUUAUGCUCCGAGGCUGUGGCAUCUCGCAAAUUGAGACACUCUCGGCCCCCGGCCCGAUGAAGCCGAAGCGUGUUGGCGAGCUAGAGGAUUGGUUCUUUGGGUGGAUCAGGGAGAUUGGGAGAGCGGUGCAUAAGGGUGAGGUCCCCUGGGCAUACACCUCUGCUGAGUCUGGACUUCAAGAGUUCAUCGACGGGGUAUUCCGCUUCGAUCCCUUCCUGGGCGGUUGUGUUCUGUUCCUAACAUCGUCGGGACACCUCGGAGUGUCAAGAUUCGAUCUUCAGCAUGGGGAUCAGAUUGUCCUCCUUGCUGGCUGCUCCCUGCCGGCUGUACUGAGGCCUUCCAAUAACCAGAAAGGCAAGGCUCACUUCAUGGGGGUCUCUUACGUUGCAGGCAUCAGUCACGGAGAAGCUUGGAUUCAUGGUGACGAGAACACUGCUGCUCCAUGUGAGACCUUUACUCUCAUUUGA